AUGGGCAUUAUCAUCUCGAAGCUUUUUAACCAGUACUUUGGGAACAAAGAAGUGAGAAUCCUGGUUCUGGGACUCGAUAAUGCUGGAAAGACCUCCAUUCUUUAUCGUAUGCAGUUAGAUGAAGUGGUGUCUACCGUUCCUACGAUCGGUUUCAAUGUGGAGACCUUGAAAUAUAAGAAUAUCACGUUCCAAGUGUGGGAUCUUGGCGGUCAAACCAGUAUUCGUCCCUAUUGGAGAUGUUACUUCCAUAACACAGAUGCUGUCGUAUACGUAGUCGACAGUGCUGAUAUAGAUCGUCUGAACCUCGCUAAAGUAGAACUGGCUGCAAUUCUGAAGGAGGACGAGCUCAAGGGCGUGUCGCUGCUGGUGUUUGCCAACAAGCAAGAUUUACCUGGAGCCUUGAACGGAGCAAAGAUAUCGGAAGCUUUGGGUCUUACCGAAAUCCGAGAUAGAAAAUGGACUCUUUUUGAAAGUUCUGCUGCAAAUGGCAUUGGUCUGAAAGACGGAUUUGACUGGUUGGCUGAUGAGUUGACUGCAGAAACAAAGUAAAUGUGACACGGUUUUGAACA
Molecule: messenger RNA, 569 nt
Organism: Blastocystis hominis
Lineage: Eukaryota; Bigyra; Opalinata; Blastocystidae
Exons: 4
Coding region: 1-549 (182 amino acids)
Biological process (GO): vesicle-mediated transport; intracellular protein transport
Cellular component (GO): Golgi apparatus; cytoplasm
Molecular function (GO): GTPase activity; GTP binding
Source: RefSeq, a predicted model, not a curated record